Cucurbita moschata (crookneck pumpkin) is the source of this 984-nucleotide messenger RNA. RefSeq names its product transcription factor MYB44-like. The coding region runs from base 132 to 806 and encodes 224 amino acids. The record is from RefSeq and is a predicted model, not a curated record. Gene Ontology annotation, biological process: regulation of DNA-templated transcription. The transcript has a single exon. Gene Ontology annotation, cellular component: nucleus. NCBI's taxonomy places the organism in Eukaryota, Viridiplantae, Streptophyta, Magnoliopsida, Cucurbitales, Cucurbitaceae. Gene Ontology annotation, molecular function: RNA polymerase II cis-regulatory region sequence-specific DNA binding; DNA-binding transcription factor activity, RNA polymerase II-specific.
CUUUAGUCUUUACCUCAAAGCCAUUGGAUUAUGCAUCACAACCAGAUUCAUGAACCUUCUCUCUCCUCCCAUAUAAAUCCCCCAAACAACCCCCUCCGCCCUCUCUCACUCCUCUUUUCUCUCUCCAAACCAUGACAACCUCCUCCUCCUCCUCCUCCUCCUCCUCCACCUCCUCCGACUCCUCCUUCUCCGGCAACCCCUCCCGCCGCCCGGAGAAGAUCAAAGGCCCCUGGAGUGCGGAGGAGGAUCGGAUUCUCAUCCAACUCGUCGACCGCUAUGGACCCCGAAACUGGUCCUUGAUUAGCCGUUACAUUAAAGGCCGCUCCGGGAAGUCCUGCCGUCUCCGGUGGUGUAAUCAGUUGAGUCCAAACGUCGAGCACCGGCCGUUUUCCGCCACGGAGGAUGAGACGAUUUUAGCGGCUCAUGCCCGGUUCGGGAACCGGUGGGCUACCAUUGCCCGGUUACUUCCAGGCCGGACCGAUAAUGCCGUUAAGAAUCACUGGAACUCCACGCUUAAGCGAAGAGCAAGACACCAACAACAUCAUUUAGCAAUUGACGGAAUUACCCCUGACAAUCAUGCCAAUGCCGUGACUGAUUCUGAUUUGAAACUCUCCGUCCCGUUAGAGGAUGACCCAUUGACUGCGUUGACUCUAGCACCGCCGGGAAUCAGCGGCGGAGUUGUAGCGGAGGAGCGGCGGAUUGAGAGUUUUCCGGCGGGGUUUUGGGAUGCAAUGAGGGAUGUGGUAGCAAGGGAGGUGAGAGAGUACAUGACGACGACGUUUUUGGAAAAUCAAGAGUUUCAUUAACGAAUAUGCCAAAGUCCUCUCUGUCUUUUUUAAUUUUUUUUGGCCAUAGAAAAAGCUGUAUUAAUUAAUUUCCUGUUAAUAUAAUGAUUCAUUAAAAAAAAGAAUUUUAAAUUCCAACGUGGCAUUACAGCCUGGCAUGUAUUGGCAUAUUAUAAUUAAUUUCAACUGCUUUUAUUUU